This is a messenger RNA of Zingiber officinale, 1277 nucleotides long. Its product is annotated as DNA-directed RNA polymerase III subunit 1-like. The record is from RefSeq and is a predicted model, not a curated record. Gene Ontology annotation, molecular function: DNA binding; DNA-directed RNA polymerase activity. Gene Ontology annotation, biological process: DNA-templated transcription. Bases 215 to 934 code for a protein of 239 amino acids. The transcript has 7 exons. NCBI's taxonomy places the organism in Eukaryota, Viridiplantae, Streptophyta, Magnoliopsida, Zingiberales, Zingiberaceae.
AGCACUUGAGACGUCGCCUCCCCGCUUCUCUCCUGACUUCGCCGCUCAACUUCAACGCCAGACCGUCGGCGAUCAGGUGACUCGGACUGAUUUCGCUGAGGGCCAUUCAGCAGGAACGUUACUUCCGGCGCUACACGAAACUAGCGCCGCCUCAAAGAAAGAACCCUAAACCAUUAAAAUCCGGAGAUAUUACUUCGGCCCCCUUUUCCCUGUGAUGGCGCGGAGGGAAGAGAAGCGACGGUGCACAGAAGAACCUUGCAUUGAGGAUGUGCGCUGCCCUCGGCGGAUAAAGCGUAUUAGGUUUAGCGCGUUCUCUGGCGAGGGGAUAAGGAAUUCAGCGGAUUUGAGGACUGUUCAGAAUGGGUUACUUAAUCUUCGAAUGGUUCAAAAUUACUUGUGCACUCAAAAGAAUCCGGAGACAUUAGUUGCUUCCACUCAGGCUUCAUUUCUGAUUACGCAGAAAGAUACCUUCUAUGAUCGAGCUGCAUUCUCUCUAAUGUGCUGCUACAUGGGUGAUGCUAUGGAUCAUGUUGAUUUGCCUGUACCAGCUAUUAUGAAGCCUGUUGAACUAUGGACUGGGAAGCAACUUUUCAGUGUUCUUGUGCGUCCUAAUGCACACACAGAGGCAUUUGUUAACCUUAUAGUCAAAGAGAAAAUAUAUACAAAAUAUGAGACCAUGUGUCCCAGCGAUGGAUAUGUAUAUUUUCGUAACAGUGAGCUUAUAAGUGGGCAAGUAGGGAAGGCAACUCUAGGCAAUGACAACAAGGAUGGCCUAUUCUCUGUUCUCCUAAGAGAUUAUAAUUCUCAUGCUGCUGCAAGUUGUAAGAAUCGAUUGGCUAAGUUAAGUGCCAGGUGGCUAUGGAACCAUGGAUUUUCAGUUGGCAUUGAUGAUGUUCAUCAGCCACCGGCAAAGCAACCAUCUGUCUGUCCUUGAGAAUUUUUUGCAGCCCCGAGUUAUAACACAGACGGUGGAUGCAUGAUAUCUCUGGCGUAAUGAUUAAGGGUCGAUUCUUAGAAACUGACGAUCUGGAGUUUAUUUCACCAUGUGUCUAUGACUUAUAUACCUGUAUUUACUUUCUUUCAUGAUCGACACUAAGGAGUCGCUAAGAUAACGAAUCUAUUUUUUGAGAAUUUUUUAGAUGGUUCCUAACUUUACUCAUAGGAGAUGUAACUAAUCCCGCAUGCAGAUAUGUGUUAGUGUUGUCGAAUUUUUCAAUGUAUAUUUGUGAUGGUUGUUUGAGGUCAAUCUCUCAGUGUCGACAUUGUAUUUAUUGUUU